Molecule: messenger RNA, 495 nt
Organism: Acanthamoeba castellanii str. Neff
Lineage: Eukaryota; Discosea; Longamoebia; Acanthamoebidae
Product: cysteine synthase, putative
Exons: 3
Coding region: 1-495 (164 amino acids)
Cellular component (GO): cytoplasm
Molecular function (GO): cysteine synthase activity
Source: RefSeq, a predicted model, not a curated record
AUGGAGGGCUGGGGCGUAAGCGGAAGCGGCCACGGGCUGGUGAGGAGGGAGGCCACGUCGCUGGUCUGGGCCGCCGUGGCGGUGGGCCUGGCCAGCGUGGCGGCCAGCGGGGCCUACCUCUGGUACGAGACUCGCCUCUUCCGCCGGCGAGACAAGAUUAAAUCCUCGUCAUCUUCAUCCUCUUCCUCUUCCUCAUCCUCUGUCGCUACCGACCACGUCACCACCCUCUUCGACACCGUCGGCAACACCCCGCUCCUCCGGAUAGAGAGCUUGUCGCGGGCUACAGGCUGCACCAUCCUCGCCAAGGCCGAAUUCAUGAAUCCGGGCGGGAGCGUGAAGGAUCGGGUGGCGCGCAACAUCAUCGUCGAGGCCGAGCGCGAGGGCAAGCUCCGCCCGGGCGUCUCCAAGCUCGUCGAAGCCACCGCCGGCAGGCACCCGCCCCACUUCCCCCUCCCCCAGCCCCGCGCACUUCAUUUUCUGCUGCGCUGCUGCUGA